AUGGCCACCAUCAGCCACCUCUCACUAUUCCUUUUCUUCACUCUAACCCUCUCCGUUCACGCCAAACUGACUCUUAACGCCGCCGACAGCCAUGCCCUCAUCACAAUUCUGGAAGACUUAGGUGUCUCAGGCGAGCUCCAUCGACCGGAAAAUCUCUGCUACACCGACGGAAUAUUCUGUGAGCGGAGGAUUUUAAACGAAUCUUACGUCCAUAGAGUGACUGGGAUUGUGCUCAAAGCUCAAAAUCUGAAAGGGUUUAUCUCGCCGGCGAUUGGGCAGUUAUCGGAGCUCAAAGAACUGUCUUUCCCUGACAAUUACCUUGUUGAUGGUAUCCCACCUCAAAUCGCCAACUGCCGGAAACUUGAAGUUCUGAAAGUCCCCAAUAAUAAACUUUCCGGCCAAGUCCCAGGUGAAUUAUCUUCUCUACUCCGCCUCCGUAUCCUCGAUCUUUCUUCCAAUAAGUUUUCCGGCAACUUGGGUUUCUUGAAAUAUUAUCCAAACCUCGAAAAACUCUCCCUUGAUGAUAACAUGUUCACCGGAAAAGUACCGAUUUCAUUGCGUUCAUUCCGAAACCUCCGGUUCUUCAACAUCUCCGGCAAUAGUUUUUUGGAAGGCCCGUUACCGGCGUUGAACAAGGUGGAAUCUCCAUCGCCGGAUCUGAAGAAGACUAACUACAAACGUGUUCCAAAACGUUAUAUCUUUGCCGAAUCAACAAAUUCAACUGGAAACAGAAGUUCCGAUUCAAACAAUCUCCAAGCUCCGGCUCCGGCUCCAUCUCCGAUGCAAACACCAAAGAAACAUAACAAAAACAGAAAGAAAACAAUGGGUGUGAUCCUUGGGUUUUUUGUUGGAUCAGUUGCAGGAAUCAUUUCCGCGAUUAUCAUGUCAGUGAUAUUCAAACUGGUUGUAAUCCUGAUCAAAACUAGAGGGAAAGAAUCCGGUCCGGCGAUUUUCAGUCAAUCGAUCAAGGCGGAGGAGCUGGCGUUUCUAAAUGACGACGAAGCAGUAGCAGCACUGCAAGUCAUCGGAAGAGGCGGAUGUGGAGAAGUAUACAAAACAGAUAUCCCAGAAGGAAAAAUCAAAACAAUCGCCAUAAAAAAAGUCAUACAAGCUCCAAAAGACGCAGCAGAGCUCACCGAAGAAGACACAAAACUUCUCAACAAAAAAAUGCGCCAAAUCCGAUCCGAAAUCCAAACCGUCGGCCAAAUCCGCCACCGGAAUCUUCUCCCAUUACUGGCUCACCUUUCCCGACCAACCUGCCAUUACUUAGUCUACGAGUUCAUGAAAAACGGCAGCUUACAAGACAUCAUACAGGAGGCUAACAAUGGAACACGAGAGUUCGACUGGCCCACAAGGCAUAGAAUCGCCAUUGGUGUUGCAUCUGGGCUUGAAUAUCUCCACUUGAGCCACACCCCUCGUAUAGUCCACCGUGACCUAAAACCUGCAAAUGUUCUCCUUGAUGACGACAUGGAAGCUCGAAUUGCUGAUUUUGGGCUUGCAAAAUCAAUACCUGAAGCCCAAACACACAUGACAAGUUCGAAUGUUGCAGGGACUUUAGGGUACAUAGCACCGGAAUAUCAUCAAACGAUGAAGUUUACAGAUAAAUGUGAUAUUUACAGUUUCGGUGUGUUGCUGGGAGUUCUGGUGAUCGGAAAGCUUCCAUCUGAUGAUUUUUUUCAGCACACAUCGGAAGUUAGUUUGGUGAAAUGGAUGAGGAAGGUGAUGACUUCGGAUAAUCCGAAAGAAGCGAUUGAUCCAAGCCUUUUGGAAAAUGGAUACGAGGAACAAAUGCUUCUUGUUCUUAAGAUUGCGUGUUUCUGUACAUUGGAUAAUCCAAAAGAGAGGCCGAAUAGUAAGGAUUGUAGGGUUAUGUUGGCUCAGAUCGAUACUCCUAAUUUAGUUUCACAAAAUGUUAAUUAA
Lactuca virosa is the source of this 1920-nucleotide messenger RNA. The record is from the annotation of a GenBank genome assembly. Lineage: Eukaryota; Viridiplantae; Streptophyta; Magnoliopsida; Asterales; Asteraceae.